CGUAGAUUGUGAUUUGUGACUACUGUGCGUUAGUGCGAGCAUUAUUACGCUCGCUGGCUCACUCAGUUCGAAGAGAUAAGUUCAUCACUUCAUCCCGGUCUCCCUUCCGACCUCAGCCGCUCCCUCUCUUUCUGCAUUCCUUUCUCCUCUCCUCCUCCGUUCUUCCUCACUCCGCCGCUGCCCACCUCUCUCUGAUGGCGUCAGUGCAAGCUAUUGCUGCUCUCACAUCAGCUGCUGUAUGCAAGAAUGGCAACAAUUACAAUUCUGCUCCGGCCAAGUUCUCCACAGCUGCCUUCCUGCCGGGGUUCGAUGUUUUUGGCCGAGGCGUCUCCGGUCUGAGUAGGAAGGAGAAUUCUCCCUCACGUUCACUGUCCUAUGGUGCUAGAGCGACCUUAACGUUUGAUCCACCGACGGCAGAUGCCGAGAAAGUAAGACAGAGGAAGCAUACCAUCGACCCUGCCUCUCCAGAUUUCGUUCCCCUUCCAUCCUUUGAACAGUGUUUUCCCAAGAGCACUAAAGAACACAGGGAAGUUACACACGAACAAUCUGGCCAUGUCCUCAAAGUUCCUUUCCGCCGAGUCCACUUGUCCGGGGAUGAACCCAGUUUUGAUAACUAUGACACCAGUGGUCCACAGAAUAUCGACCCACGUCUAGGACUUCCUAAGCUCAGGCAAGAAUGGAUUGACAGGAGGGAGAAGCUUGGUGGUCCUAGGUACACGCAGAUGUACUAUGCCAAGCAGGGCAUUAUCACUGAGGAAAUGUUGUACUGUGCUACUCGCGAAAAGCUCGACCCAGAGUUUGUGAGGUCUGAGGUCGCUCGAGGAAGAGCAAUCAUCCCUUCCAAUAAAAGGCACCUUGAGCUUGAGCCCAUGAUUGUUGGAAGGAAUUUCUUGGUCAAAGUUAAUGCCAACAUUGGAAACUCAGCUGUUGCGAGCUCUAUUGAGGAAGAAGUUUACAAGGUUCAGUGGGCUACUAUGUGGGGUGCUGACACUGUCAUGGAUCUUUCCACUGGCCGCCAUAUUCAUGAGACCCGGGAAUGGGUUCUGCGCAACUCAGCUGUUCCAGUUGGUACUGUUCCCAUCUAUCAGGCUCUUGAAAAGGUUAAUGGGAUCGCUGAAGACCUUACCUGGGAGGUCUUCCGUGACACUCUGAUUGAACAAGCUGAGCAGGGUGUGGACUAUUUCACUAUCCAUGCUGGGGUGCUCCUGCGGUACGUGCCUCUAACAGCAAAGCGCAUGACUGGAAUAGUUUCUCGUGGAGGAUCGAUUCAUGCAAAGUGGUGCCUAGCUCAUCACCAGGAAAACUUCGCGUAUGAACACUGGGAUGACAUACUAGAUAUCUGCAAUCAGUAUGAUGUAUCUUUGUCUAUUGGUGAUGGACUUAGACCUGGGUCCAUAUAUGAUGCCAAUGACACUGCUCAAUUUGCAGAGCUCUUAACACAGGGUGAACUGACCCGUAGAGCCUGGAAAAAGGAUGUUCAGGUGAUGAAUGAAGGACCAGGACAUAUACCAAUUCACAAGAUCCCGGAGAACAUGCAAAAGCAGCUGGAAUGGUGCAAUGAAGCACCCUUUUACACUCUUGGUCCACUAACAACCGACAUUGCUCCUGGAUAUGAUCACAUCACCUCUGCCAUUGGUGCUGCCAAUAUUGGAGCUCUUGGAACUGCACUUCUGUGUUACGUCACGCCAAAGGAGCACCUUGGCCUGCCGAAUAGAGAUGAUGUAAAGACUGGGGUUAUUGCAUACAAAAUAGCUGCACAUGCAGCUGAUUUGGCUAAAGGCCAUCCUCAUGCUCAAGACUGGGAUGAUGCACUAAGCAAGGCCAGAUUCGAGUUCAGAUGGAUGGACCAGUUCGCUUUGUCUUUGGACCCCAUGACUGCCAUGUCCUUCCAUGAUGAAACCUUACCAUCAGACGGGGCCAAAGUUGCACACUUUUGCUCCAUGUGUGGCCCCAAAUUCUGCUCCAUGAAGAUAACAGAGGAUGUGCGCAAGUAUGCUGAGGAGCAUGGUUAUGGUAGUGCAGAGGAAGCUGUGCAGCAAGGUAUGGCUGCUAUGAGCGCUGAAUUCCUGGCUGCUAAGAAAACCAACAGUGGUGAACAGCACGGUGAAGUUGGUGGAGAAAUCUACAUACCGGCGAGCCAUGUCAGCUCCACUGAUAGGUAAAGAGGAACUUGUGAGACUGCAGCUGGUUGGCUAUUGAACAAAGCUCAGGAAUCCUGGGAAGCUAGCUAUUCAGGAAGAAUAACCCCAGGCUGCCUUUCUAUUUCGCGAUGUGGGUAAGUUGACGUCCGAGUCAAGUGUGAUAGUUUGGAUUUGGAGACUUUAUCUUUUGCUUCUGCUUCUCUUGUGUGACAUCAAUAAAAGUGUUCCAUGGAUGCUAUCUAUCUUUUGCAUUCGGCUAUUCUAUGUUUUUUUUUCCUUCCUUCUAUCGUCACAAUGUUGAUGAAAGAAACGCACCAGGGGUGCCUGUAUCUGCCUUUGGCCACUGGCCGCGGGGGCAGGUCAGGCUGAGAAAGUCCCUUCGAACCUGAACAGGAUAAUGCCUGCGUAGGGAGCGUGCAUUUUCUUUUUUGCUUUCUUAUGUUCUUGCACAGGGAAAGCAGCUUCCUGCAGGUGUGGCCUCUGUUUAUCACUUGGAUUGGAUGGCUGUGAAGUAACAGCAGCAUGCCAUUGCCAGUCUUUAUAAUUCUGCCAUUUUGCCAAUCCAUGUUUACUUAAAUCGACCAUUUUCUGGGUGGUGGGAUAUUAUCGAUCUGUUGCGAGAAAUCAAUCGUAAUGCAUACUGCUGCAGGUUGUCAUAGUUCACAAGUCAUGACCAAUAUGCAGCUAAAGUACUUUGAAAGAUAAUUCUUCCUGAAACAGAAAUAGGUGACAACCUUGCUCCUUCUAACAAGCUUGUACUUGUACACAUGAGAAUCAAACUUAUUCCUGAUGGGAAACAAGUAUGUAGCUUGUACAUAAUCUAAUUUCAGCUUCAUGUUCCAAUCCCUAUGGACUUCGGAUCAUGACAGAGCUGGUGAAUAAUUCAGUCAUUCUGAUUCCUGGUCUUUCCCUGCAUUUGGUUCGUUGCUACCACCUCCAGUACAUGAGUAAAUUCGGCAAAGAAACGUUCUAAAGCUGGCUACUUCAUGAGUUCGAACUUAAACCAAUAGAUGUUAUAUGAUCCAGAGACUGAUUUUCUGAUUAAGGUCUUCCUGCUCACACUUCCCUUCGCGUACAUGUGCUUGCAAAUCUUUCACAAAAAUGGAAAAUGAUACAGGUAAAAAUAACAGAAAUGACUGAAUCAAAAUGUUGUCCUCAAUCCCUUGUGGGCUGUGGCUGAAUUACGUCAGGAUUCUCACAAAAUGGACUUGUUGCUCCUCAGAGAUGGAUGAAUUCGUUCGCUCCGACAUUACCUAACAAGUUCUUCCAGAACCCAGCUACUCUUCCUACAAGUAGACAUACAUCCCCCUUGCAGUCACCACUCUGCUAGUUGUUGAGUCGAGAGCCCAGAACUAGAAGAUGCUAUUUGCAAUGCAGAACCAAUAUAACAUUUCCGGAAGAGCUGGGAAACAGAUUGACUACCAUCAUCGAAGCAGCGAACAGAACUGGGCGCCGAGAUCAAAAUCAAACCAUUUUAUAGACUACAUAAUUAGCCGCAUUUCUCUCGGGAAAACAAACAACAGAUUGAGUGCACAUUGUUGCUUAGAAUGGAGAAAACUGGUACAUGGAGGAUUCAACAACAGUUAUGUAUGGUGAUAUCAUACCAUUACCAAAACCUAACUUGUAGCAUCAGCAUUUCCUUCUGCAGCUACAACCUCAACCCCUGCAUCCCAAAAUCGCAGAACAUGAGACAACCUUGCAUUACAUUACACCAAACAAACAAAAGUAGCCAAAUCCUUGUACGUUUCGGAAUCGAAGAAACUAACCUUCAAUGCCUUCUUCUUGUUCCUCAACCUCUCCGCCUUCCUCGUCUUCAUCAUCUCCCUCCUCGCUGUACUCCGCUCCAUACCUCCCGUUCAAGAAAUCCACGGUGUCGGGCGUCAGCACCAGCUUAUCCGAGUUCAAAAUGUCGAACAGAUUGAGGGUCCUCGGCGUCAGCAUCCGCAGCGUGCCGAUGUUCCUGCUCGACAGCCCAACAGUGUCGCUCACAUCCAUCAUUAGGAACAUCACCUUCUCCUUCGGGUCCAGCCCCCACCGCGCCAUCGCCUCGAUGAAAUCUUUGGUCCUCGGCUUCUCAAACUUCUCCCCGAACUCCUCCACGCAAAUCAUGCUCUCCGUCGCGCUCGACAGCGCCGUCGACAUCGCCAGUUUCUUCUCCUUCUUGUUUAUCUUGAUUGACCAGUCCUUGGGCUUCGGCCCAAACACAACCCCUCCUCCCGGGCGGAGCGGAGUCCUCUGGGAUCCCCGACGCGCCCCGCCCGUUUUCUUCUGCGGGUACGGCUUCCUCCCGCCGCCUCUGACCUCGGCUCGGGUCAGCGUCGAGGCCGUCCCUCUUCGCUUGUUCCGGAGGUCGGUAAUUAUUCCGCGGUGGACGACGGCGCGGGCCGUCUCCGGCGGGGCGGACUUCAGGUCCAAGAACGUCUCUCCGAUCUUCUCCCCGGUGAAUGACAGAAUCGGGAUUGUUGCGACUUGGCAGGAGAUGGAGAGAGGCUUGGCGGCUGAUUUGGAGGCAGUAGAAUUCGAGUUUCGAUUAGAGACCGAAAUGAGCUUCGGGAUCUCAUGCCUGGAAGAGGAGGCAAAGAGCGAGGAGGAGAAGAAGGAUAGAGCAACCGUCGGCGGCUUCGUCGCGGUGGCAGCCAUUUGCUUUCAGCUCUCGGAGACAACGGCGGGGGAAGAGAUUGGAGGCAGAGGAGAGCAAAUUCUAUACCAGUCUCUAGCUAUGGCUGCGACUGCGAGGCAGCUUAU
Molecule: messenger RNA, 4886 nt
Organism: Linum tenue
Lineage: Eukaryota; Viridiplantae; Streptophyta; Magnoliopsida; Malpighiales; Linaceae
Source: the annotation of a GenBank genome assembly